AGCCAUAGAUUUCGGUAUGCAGGAAGAAGAUAUAAUUGCCCGUUUAGAUACAGCAUUCGACAAGCUUUGCUUAGCACCAUAUGCUAGCAAACUUCCUACUUUCUCAGGAGAAAGAGGAGCAAGAGGUCCCUUGCCCACCCAGUAUGACAAACUGGUGCAAGAGGCAGAAAGAAUGUGGAAUCUAAUCACAACAGACCACAGUUACAUUACGGGAGAUGCACUCAUAGCAAAAAUUGACAAAGUGUUGGACGACAUGUCCUAUCCAAUGAGUUCAAUAGCAAUUGAGAACACUUGGCCCUCUAACAAAAUGCCGAAUGUGAAUGUGAAAUGGGGUAAGGAGAAAUAUGUGGUUUUACUCGACUUUAAUGAGCCACCGCUCGUUUUCAAAUCUCAACUAUUUGCUCUGACUGGCGUGCCUCCGGAUCGCCAAAAAGUAGUCGUGAAGGGUAAAACUUUGGGCGACGAAUCAUGGACCGGGAUUACAAUCUCAGAAGGCGCGAUAAUAAUGAUGAUGGGCAGUGCUGAUGCGGUUCCCGCACCACCGAAACUAGAAGAAGAAAGGAAGGAGGCUGCGGAAAAUGAAGAAAACUCUGUCAAGUUGCCGAAUGGAUUGAAAAAUCUUGGCAACACCUGCUAUAUGAACUCAUUAGAUACCUUACAGCAGUAUAACGCACCCGAGUGGACAUGUGACGUCAUGACAGACGACACGAGUGGCCGGCUACCAUUCCCGAAAUCAAAGAGGGUCUUCAGUGUUUGCAUCAAGGAGGGACAGAAACGGACGCGAACAAAAAGAUGGCUAUGGCUGUCAAAAGCCUUGCAUGGCAUACUGCCACAGUUCAGUUCCCGAGACGAACAUGGCCAUCUUGAGCAACAGGACGCUAACGAAUGCUUUUCGGAAAUUCAAAGAAUGUUAUUGAACGCCCUAUCUGCAAACAAAGAGACUAUUGGGAAAGAUAUACGGGAAUUUUUCCGCGGACGAUAUCAAGUAACUCAAAAGUGCCUGGAGGCUGAUGAGGAGCCUAAACAAGUUACUAGUGAAGAAUUCUAUCAGCUUUCUUGCUUCUUAUCGCCUGAAGUUAGAUAUAUUCAAAGUGGGAUAAAAGAAAAGCUUUCCGGAGAAAUCGAAAAGACUAGCGGUGUGCUCGGACGAAAUGCCAAGUGGGAGCGAAAUGUGCUAAUUGAUCGACUACCGGCAUAUGUUUCGGUACAAAUGGUCCGUUUUUUCUACAAAGAGUCAAGCCAGCUUCGUGAAAUGGACAGUGGACCACCGUCCACAGUACCAAAGUUUUUCCGGGAUGUCGAGGACGACGGAAAGCCGUUGCCGUUUUCAUUUCCCGAUGACGAAGGCAGUAAUAACUCCGGAUUUUAUGAACUAAGAGCGGUGAUAACUCACAAAGGCCGAUCAUCGAAUUCUGGCCAUUACGUCGCUUGGGUGCGUCUAGGCGAGGACAAGUGGGCCAUGUGCGAUGAUGAUCAUGUAUCGCCAGUGACAUCCGAUCAAGUGCUGAGAUUGUCGGGUGGAGGUGAUUGGCAUUGUGCCUAUGUGCUGCUCUAUGGGCCACGCAUAGUAAAGGAAUAUCCGGAGCUGAAGGAAGAAAAAGAGAAUAUGGUGGAGCAAACGAAGGAAAUGGAAACUAUGCAAACAAAUUGA
Ostertagia ostertagi is the source of this 1651-nucleotide messenger RNA. The record is from the annotation of a GenBank genome assembly. NCBI's taxonomy places the organism in Eukaryota, Metazoa, Nematoda, Chromadorea, Rhabditida, Trichostrongylidae.